ACGGCUCCCCGCCCGCUGCCGCUGCUUAGCGGGAGAAACCCGGCGCUUCCCCCCUUUCUGCUCAGCUGCUGCUCGGGAUAACGAGGAGCCGCGCUCGGCUUAGCCCGAGGGAGGAAAAACGUUAAAGAAAUCUGAAGAUGAGCGCCCACACGCAAACUGCAGAGAAAGGACAGAACACAACACUCCUGUGCCAGGAAAGCUACGUUUGCAGUGGGACAGAUGAAGCAAUCUUUGAGUGUGACGAAUGCGGGAGCCUACAGUGUCAGCGGUGUGAAGAAGAGCUGCAUCAGCAGGAAAGGUUACGGAACCAUGAACGGACCCGUAUAAGACCUGGCCAUGUUCCUUACUGUGACUCCUGCAAAGGUGCCAAUGGGAACAUAAUGCACACCAGUAUGACAGGAUCUAGGCAGAGAGCAGCAGUGAGGUGCCAGGUGUGCAAAAUCAACCUCUGUGUGGAGUGUCAGAAGAGAACACAUGCUGGGGGGAACAAAAGGAAGCAUCCCAUCACUGUGUACCAUGCUGGCAAAGCCCAAGAGCAGGAGGAGGAGGAAAUGGAUGAGGAGACCAGGAGAAGGAAAAUGACAGAGAAAGUUGUCAGUUUCCUCUUAGUGGAUGAAACUGAGGAGAUUCAGGUGAGGAAUGAAGAAGACUUUAUUAAUAAACUGGACUGCAGUCCUGACCAACAUCUAAAGGUAGUGUCCAUCUUUGGGAACACAGGGGACGGCAAGUCUCACACUCUUAACCACACUUUCUUCUAUGGCCGGGAAGUCUUCAAGACAUCUCCAGCCCAAGAGUCAUGCACAGUGGGAGUCUGGGCAGCCUAUGACCCUGUCCGCAAAGUGGUGGUGAUCGACACAGAGGGCCUCCUUGGGGCUACUGUGAACCUGAGCCAGAGAACACGGCUGCUGCUGAAGGUCCUGGCCAUCUCUGACCUUGUCAUCUACCGCACUCGUGCUGACAGGCUACACAAUGAUCUCUUCAAAUUCCUUGGGGAUGCCUCAGAGGCUUACUUAAAACAUUUCACCAAGGAGCUAAAGGCCACUACAGCCCGCUGUGGCCUAGAUGUUCCUCUGUCCACUUUGGGUCCUGGUGUCAUCAUCUUCCAUGAGACUGUGUACACCAAGCUACUGGGUUCUGAUCAUCCCUCUGAGGUUCCUGAGAAGCUCAUUCAGGAUCGGUUCCGGAAGCUAAGCUGUUUUCCUGAAGCUUUCAGCUCAAUCCACUACAAGGGAACAAGGACUUACAAUCCUCCAACAGACUUCUCGGGACUUAGGCGAGCUGUGGAGCAGCAGCUGGAGAACAAUACCACUCGGUCCCCAAGACAGCCUGGGGUUAUCUACAAAGCACUAAAAGCUCUAAGUGACCGCUUCAGUGGGGAGAUCCCUGAUGACCAGAUGGCUCACAGCUCUUUCUUUCCAGAUGAAUAUUUCACAUGCUCCUCUGUAUGCCUCAGCUGUGGGUGUGGCUGUAAGAAGAGCAUGAACCAUGCAAAGGAAGGAGUCCCUCAUGAAUCCAAGAGUCGAUGCAGAUACUCUCACCAGUAUGAUAACAGAGUCUAUACUUGCAAGGCCUGUUAUGAACGGGGGAUGGAGGUCAGCGUGGUGCCGAAAACCUCUGCUUCCACUGACUCCCCUUGGCUGGGCCUUGCCAAGUAUGCCUGGUCGGGAUACGUGAUUGAGUGCCCCAACUGCGGGGUGGUGUACCGCAGCCGACAGUACUGGUUUGGCAACCAAGAUCCUGUGAACACUGUGGUGAGGACAGAAAUUGAACAUGUCUGGCCAGGGACAGACGGAUUUCUGAAAGACAACAACAAUGCAGCCCAGCGUCUGUUGGAUGGGAUGAAUUUCAUGGCACAGUCAGUGUCUGAACUUAGCCUGGGACCCACAAAAGCUGUGACCUCCUGGCUGACAGACCAGAUUGCCCCAGCUUACUGGCGGCCCAACUCUCAGAUCCUGAGUUGUAAUAAGUGCAACACGCCUUUUAAAGAUAAUGACACUAAACAUCACUGCCGGGCCUGUGGAGAGGGCUUCUGUGAUGGCCGUUCUUCCAAGACCCGUCCUGUGCCUGAGCGAGGCUGGGGACCAGCACCAGUGCGAGUGUGUGACAACUGCUAUGAAAACAGGGGCAUCCAGUUAGAUGUGGCUGAGCUACCUACAGAUGAGGAAGGGGGCACGCUUAUUGCCAGGAAGGUUGGGGAAGCUGUGCAGAACACUCUUGGAGCGGUGGUGACAGCCAUGGACAUCCCCUUAGGUUUGGUAAAAGAUGCUGCCCGACCUGCAUACUGGGUACCUGACCAUGAAAUCCUGCACUGCCACAACUGUCGGAAGGAAUUCAGCAUCAAGCUUUCCAAGCACCACUGUCGGGCCUGCGGCCAGGGAUUCUGUGAUGAGUGCUCACAUGACCGCAGAGCAGUUCCCUCUCGUGGAUGGGAUCACCCGGUCCGAGUUUGCUUUAACUGCAAUAAAAAGCCUGGUGACCUUUAACCCCAGGCUCUUCUCCAGAUCUUUGCAAUUCCUUAGGUUCUCAGGGUUACAAACAAAAAUCUGGUCUCCCUUGCACCUUUUAACCUGUCGCAGCCAGAGUGCAUGUUUCUGGCCUCCUCUCCUGUGUUAUAUCCAUCUUGGAACACUGGGAAUAAGCUUGAGUUCAGUCUUCAGGUUUUAAUUUCAAUUAACUGGAGAAGGGAGGGAGCUCACUUGCAAAUGAACAAACCAAAAUCCAGUGUAUUUUAUUCCAAUUUAAAUAUACACAUAUAUAUCUAUAUCUAUGUAUAAUUUAGUAUAUUAAGAAUGCAUUUGGCUAAUGAAGCUUUGAGUAUUCCUAUUUCAAAUGAUGGAUGAUGUUGUUCCUUCCUAUAUUGGAGCAGAUUUAUGGCCUUCUGAUUAUUGUUUUGGAACAUCUUGCUGAUCAUGGUGUCCUGUGAGAAAGGGAGGAAGGUUUGGACUCCAUGCUGCCAGGAAAUCACAAGCAUUUCCAAUGUUGGUCUAUGAACUGCAUCUAAUAAUGGGAGCAACCCUACAUCAGGAGGUGCUGUUCUUCUGUCUCUGGAAGAUUAAAACCAGACUCAUCAGCAAGUUUGUUUGAAUUGUGAUGUAAACAGUGGUCUUGCAGUGCAAGAGGUAUCAAAUUGAAGUAAACCCUCUGGUAGAGACCAAUAUAGCUCUCAAAGGUGUUGCACAUAUUCAGAGUCUGCCACUUCAACUUCAGUACCAAAUCAAAAGGUAACAAGGUCUUACUCUCCCUGACAAUGUUCUCAUGCACUCAGGUUUUCAGGUUUUUUUUUUUUUAGGUUUCUCUACCAGCUUGUUGCAGUUAAAAGUUUUGUCUGGAGCAAAACAAGACACAAGUUAUGUAGGCAAUUCUGAGAUACGAAGUUUGAGUUGCGUGGGUUGUGGUGACUUUUCUGCCUCUUUUUAUGUGAUCCCUAAAUCUAUGGAGCCUCCGUGUUCACAGAUGCGGUUGCAUAGAAACUGCACAGAUUUGACUUGUCUUUUUUCUAAUGAGAUGAACUUACAAAUCCACCUGGAAAAUGGGAGCUUUCUUCUCUGCUCUUAGAAAGUGGCACUCACUGGGCUUCAUCCUUUACUAAUAAAGGACUGCAUUGAAUUCACUGAUUUUUUUUAUCAUCCAAAAGACCACUUAACCUAACUAACGCUGUCUUGUACUGUGGAUUUGUGGUUCCAGUGAUAAAGAAGUAAUAGACCAUUGUGGAUUGAACUGCCUGAAAUCAUCCCUUGUUGGCUUAUACAGACAAGAAUUCUUCUGCCAGAGGAUAUUUGUCUCCUCUUGGAUUGGCUGGAGUUUGAUGCAAUGUCCUGGAACUGUGGUAUUUUUUCCCUCAGCUUGUUAAAUGUGGUCUUGUGUAGAUGAGUGCCCAACACCCUGUUUUAGGACUGUAUUAUUAAAUUAACUGCUAUAAAAGACUUUAUCUUCUGAACAAGCGUACUGGCUUUUUCCUUGUAACAAGUAGUUCUCUCUUUGUCUCUGAAAGAACAUGCUUGCAAAAGUGAUUGCCCCUUUGCAACUACAUCCAGCCUACACAUGGAAGUAGACUUGGAAGAUGUUCCAUGACACCUUCUGUACUGGUUAAGUUUGCUGGGGACUGUCUACUGUUUUUGUAAGCAAAGUUUGCCAUAAACUGACAGUUGCCCAAGGGAGGGCAUGAGAAGAGGAGGUAGAAAUCCUCUCUUAAAAGGCAUCCUGCACAUUCAGUAGUAUUCUGUGCUUCAAAGCCUUUUUAUUUUUUUAAUGGGUGAACAAUGCAGUUACAAUGUGGUAAUGGUUUGUAGGCUGUGCCCUGUGUGCUGUUUAUGCAUGCAGCUUUACUACCAUGUUAAUGCAAAAAGAGAAAGCAGCCAUGACAUUCCUUGUAUAAAAUCCUUGGCACCUGUUUCAA
Messenger RNA from Struthio camelus australis, 4396 nucleotides. RefSeq names its product zinc finger FYVE-type containing 1 (gene ZFYVE1). The record is from RefSeq and is a predicted model, not a curated record. Gene Ontology annotation, biological process: lipid droplet formation. Gene Ontology annotation, molecular function: phosphatidylinositol-3,4-bisphosphate binding; zinc ion binding; phosphatidylinositol-3-phosphate binding. NCBI's taxonomy places the organism in Eukaryota, Metazoa, Chordata, Aves, Struthioniformes, Struthionidae. Gene Ontology annotation, cellular component: lipid droplet.